Messenger RNA from Setaria italica (foxtail millet), 2022 nucleotides. RefSeq names its product protein NRT1/ PTR FAMILY 8.3. The transcript has 5 exons. Gene Ontology annotation, molecular function: transmembrane transporter activity. NCBI's taxonomy places the organism in Eukaryota, Viridiplantae, Streptophyta, Magnoliopsida, Poales, Poaceae. Gene Ontology annotation, biological process: transmembrane transport. Gene Ontology annotation, cellular component: membrane. Bases 160 to 1914 code for a protein of 584 amino acids. The record is from RefSeq and is a predicted model, not a curated record.
AUUGCUCUAGCUUUUCUCCGUGUGAGACGGACUGACGGUUACCGACCCAGAAGGAUCCGGUCCAUUCGGUUCACUUCAGUUACACCUUCUGCAGUAUAAAAACCGCAGGUCAUGAGUGAUGUGCAGGCUUGCUUGUGAGUGAGGUGAGAAGCAAACACAAUGAGAGGAGACUCCAUCAGCGAGGCACAGCAGGAUGAGCGGCAGCCUCUUCUUCCCCUUCUCCAUGCCACACCAACUCCUCAGGACUAUGAAUCAUAUACAUGCAAUGGAUCUGUUGAUAUCAGAGGCAAUCCAGCAUCUAAAAACGAUACAGGGAAAUGGAGAGCCUGCUACUCAAUUCUAGGUGGUGAAUUUUGUGGCGCACUGGCGUACUAUGGAGUUGGGACAAAUCUUGUGAGCUACCUGACCAAGGUGCAGCAGCAAAGCAACGUUGUUGCAGCUAGCAAUAUUGCUUCCUGGCAAGGCACCAGCUAUCUUACUCCCCUUCUUGGAGCAUUCUUGGCAGAUUCAUAUUGGGGAAGACACCGAACAAUCGUGAUUUCGCUGACGACAUUUACAAUUGGAAUGAUUUUACUCACGCUUUCUGCAAUUGUUCCAACAAGCACCAAUACAGUGGUGAUGCCCCUGCAGCACACCUUGCCUUUCCUGGGCCUAUUCCUGACUGCUCUGGGCUUAGGUGGCAUAUGGCCUUGUGUACCAACAUUUGGAGCUGAUCAGUUCGAUGAUACCGAUAGGGCAGAGAAGGCACAAAAAGAGAUCUACUACAACUGGUAUUACUUUGCUGUCAAUGGAGGUUUCUUCAUCGCGAGCACGGUCCUAGUGUGGAUUCAGGACAACUGGGGAUGGGGAUUGGGUUUCGGGAUCCCUACAUUGUUUUCAGUUAUUGGAAUUGUUGGAUUCCUUUCUAGUAUGAAACUGUACAGGUACCAGAGACCUGGAGGAAGCGCGCUUACUAGGAUUUGUCAGGUUCUGGUUGCAGCCACUCGCAAGAUCAAUGUGGAUGUGCCCAAUGGUAGCUCUUUACUAUAUGAAAUGCCGGGGAAGGAAUCAGCAAUUCUGGGGAGCAGGAAGCUGAUGCACACUGAUGGACAAAGGUUCUUUGAUCGAGCUGCCACCAUCACUUCCUCCGAUGAAAGGUUUCUUGACGCACCAAAUCCAUGGAAGCUUUGCACCGUGACCCAAGUGGAGGAGAUGAAGAUCUUGGCAAGAAUGAUGCCUGUCCUUCUUGCUGGCAUAAUCUUUAACACAGCAGAAGCAUUCUUCCCGCUGUUCAUUGAACAAGGAGAGGUCAUGGACAACCAGAUAGAUAAUUUCUCUAUACCCCCAGCCUCUGUGACAACCUUCAACUGCCUCUGCAUUCUCAUCUUGGCACCAGCGUACAACAAGGUUCUCAUGCCUAUGGUGAGCAAGAUCACUGGUACGAAGCGAGGACUGUCAGACCUGCAACGCAUCGGUGUCGGUAUGUUUUUCGCAAUGCUAUCAAUGGUAUCAGCUGCAAUAGUUGAGAUGGUGCGUCUUGACAUUGCAAUGAAGACAGGCCUAGUGCACCAGAGUGCUGCGGUUCCCAUGAAUAUCCUGUGGCAGGCACCACAAUACUUCUUAGUAGGUGUCGCAAAGGUGUUCAGCGUGGUCGGUUUCAUCGAAUUUGCAUAUGAGCAGUCACCAGAUGCCAUGAGAAGCUUGUGCCAGGCUUGCUCUCUCAUAAUGGUCACGCUUGGGAGCUACCUUGUUUCUGUUAUGUUAAUGUUUAUCAAUUCAAUAACAGAGGGAAGAGGGAGCCAUGGUUGGAUCCCAGUGAACCUGAAUGAAGGGCGUCUUGAUCAGUUAUUCUGGUUGAUGGCAGGAUUGCAGCUGCUGAACCUUCUUGCAUUUGCGUAUUGUGCCAUGAGGUACAAGCGCAAACUUGCUACAUAAGUUUCUUCUGCUAGUUUGGGUUUGCGAGCGCUUAAGUAAGGUUGCUGAAAUACUAUCUAUGUUAAGUUGUAACAUUUGUGCUACUUGAUAUAAGUACACUAGUAGAGA